GCGCGGGCGUGGCGCCCACCGCCCACCCGGGUUGAGGCAGCCUGGUUAGUUCCCGACUUUUCGCUGGUAGCCGAGGUUCUAAGCGUCCGGGAAGAUGCUGCAGAUUCCUUUGCAAAGUUAUUUGAGAGGCCCAGGAGACCCAUGAUGUAAUCUUCAGAAAAGAACAGAAGAAAAUAUCUGAGAGAAACACAGAGAGAAAGAACCAGUGCAGGACCUGCCUGUGGAAAUAGCUAGGGAAAUAGGGGGACAAACUGGUCUUCAUGCUGCUCAUGAAAGAUAUACUGUCAAGGUUUUCUGUGGACUACUGUAAUUACAAUGCACCAUGACAGAGAAGCCUAUCCGAAAGACUAUGAUAUAGAGGGUCCUGAGGCCAUAAAAAAGCUGUGUAAUUCAACAUAUUGGCGACUUGGAACUGAUGAACCCCCAAUUUGGAUAUCAGAAACACAUGAACAAAUGGCACAAGUUUAUUUAAACAGAGAAUUGGCUAAAAUAAAGAGAAAGCCUUUAUUGAAUGAUGAAACAAUGAGCUCUGGGAUUAUUGAAAGGGACACUGGAUUACCUGCUACAGGCUUUGGAGCUCUCUUUACUAGACACCCACCAGAUCGGCAUAAAAUUGUAUGGUAUCUGUCGUACAUGCUAGAAGCUUUCUUGAGAUACCUGAUAAUCAGUCCUUGCUUUUCUGCUCAUGAUAAGAGCCUGAGAGUGAAGCUUACUGACUUGGAGCUUUACUGGAGAGAUCUAGAGAAUACAUUUCUAGCUUCCUGCUGGAAGAGAAGACGGGCAGUUACCCAGCAAUGGGGAAUGGCAGAAGGGCCUGGAGCUCUAACAGCUUCUCAAGCAGCUCUAACCCAAUCCUCCCUUGCUGAUUUAGAAUUUAUUCAGCUUUCUGCUAAGUCAGAGACCAUUUGUUCAUCUUCUCUCAAGCUUCCAAAAUUUGUUUCUCUUGUUCCUUUUCCUAUUCUCCUUAUUCUUGUAGAUUAAUUUUUUUAAAGCCUCUUUAAUAGGGUUUUAGUGGAGCUUUUUGAAGAAGCAAAAUGCAGUGUGUACCUUUAAUCUUGAUUGUGAAGUUGUCAAGUCUCAUCUGAAAUGUCACCUCCUUCAGAGGACCUUCCCUUCCUACUGUCACUCCCAGCCCCCAUGACUUGGUAGGUCCCCUGUGGGUGUCCAUGACGCUGUGUGCUUCUUUCAUCCUAAUACUAUUCAUCUUGGUUGCGAUUACUUGCAUUCCUGUUUUUCUUGCUAAACUCAUGCUCUAAAGGGCAAAACUGUCACAGCUCUAUCCCCAGUGUCUAUAGCCACUGCACAGUUAUUGUUUUUUGAACAAAUGGAUUAUUUCUGAUGUGGAACAGAAAAAUUUUUUAAAAGUACUUUCAUUUAUU
This is a messenger RNA of Ailuropoda melanoleuca (giant panda), 1379 nucleotides long. It is a transcript of the gene CFAP95, whose product is annotated as cilia and flagella associated protein 95. The transcript has 8 exons. Bases 316 to 981 code for a protein of 221 amino acids. The record is from RefSeq and is a predicted model, not a curated record. Lineage: Eukaryota; Metazoa; Chordata; Mammalia; Carnivora; Ursidae. Gene Ontology annotation, cellular component: plasma membrane.